CGAAGAAUUCUCUGAGAGGACAUCAUCGCUACCAACUGGCUCAGCUCUAGAAAGUGGAGAGCGUGAUUCAACUCAUGAUUCUGUCAAGUUGCAGGCGGAAACUCCUCGUACUGAGCCGACAAAGACUCUCGCCGAUAUCGUCAACAAUGACUCUGGUGUCAACUUCACUUCACUAAAUCAGCCCUUGAUAGGAUUGGAUCCUGCUAAGAUGCGCCACUUGGAACUCGAAGAUCAAGGGAUUGAUCCCUCGAUCAUGAUUGCCACCGAUAAGGACACAUUCGUCAAGCAAAUCAGUGAGAGCUUACAAAGAGACAACUCUGUACAGCAGGUGCUUAAGCAUGUACAUCCCGACACCGAAGAGAUUCGCACCACUCUUUCUGGAUCUGAUGGGGGUGUACCCUUCGAAAACGUGGACAAGGACCAGCAGGAUGGAAGACUCAAAUAUCCGUCACGAUUUGCAUCGAGUAUCCUACAUUUGAACAAAAGGCUUUGGUUUGGCGACAGUUGGGACGCGGAUGAUGUGCGCCCUCUUCCAAAGCCUGGCUCUCCGUCGUCACCGUUCCACGGAAACGCGCCUUCUAGCUCAGAAGGGGCAGAGCAAGGCUUCUCAAAUGACGGCGAGCCAAAACAGCCGCUUUACAUUCCCCAGGGACCACCGAGCAAUACUGGCUACAACGUUGCUGGUACUCGGACAAUCGCACACGAUCCACAUAAGCAUAUCAGCGCCACCUUGACGCAAGCGGAAGUUAUAGAGGUUGAUGUCGAUGAUUCUGUAGACGACGAAUCGAGUAUACCAUCGUAUGCGGCCUCAGUCUUUACUGUUGAAUCAUUGGCUUCUUCCGCGUCAGCGCUUUCUGACAGAGGUGGAUACUCUGCGGAACAGAUUGCGACCGCCACAAGGAGACUAGUUAUGAUCGUUUCUGAAGAUGAUCUGCUGGUACCACUUUAUCAUAGUGCAAUCGACAACCCAGACAUAGGUCCUGACCGAUUGCGACUUGAGUUUCUGGCAUCACGGCUAGUGGCAAAUAAAGCGCGGUAUCUCGCAGAGUAUAUCGUUGAGAAGCUUCAGCCUCGUCUGUCAAAGCAGCAAGUUAACCGUCGUGAACAGCAGGAUGAAAGUUCCGAUGACGAAGAAAAGGUGAGCAUAGUGAACGAUGACAUGUUUCACGACCUUAAGGUUUUUGGUGAAUUCCUCGCUGGGAGUGCAGCUUUCAGUACGCUUCGGGUGCAGGUACAGUCCUUUGUCCUGCCCAAAGUCGCAUCGUUUUAUCUCGAAACCAAAACAAAACCACGGAAUCAGCGCAAAGCCGAUCAUGACACAAUGAAGGUUCGAAAAUGGGAAACCUGGCUUGAAGAUGUAAGACGUACGGUGGAUGCUAUCUUUCUUGACCCCAAGGAUACCCUGCUUAUCAAGCGCACCCUUUUUCUGUUCAUCGAUGCUUUCUACUUGACAACAGAUGCGCUUUCCAUUCGUUUUGGACUUUUGGAACCCCCACUUGCCCAGAACGCAGCACGGCUUCGCUGGAAAAGUAAAUUCGGCGAUCGCAUCUUCAGUGACAUUGUCGAAUAUCGCAACGAUGGUGUCGUUCAGCUCCUGCCUCGUCUGGAGCGUUCCAGCGGCACCAAAGUGACGACAGCUACUUACAAUCGCCAAACGGGUAACCAACAGUACAUCACUCCACGCCCAGUCCAGUGGCUUCGAAACGGAUUUGCGAAACUGUCAACUAAUGUCAGUACGUCUUCAAGGGCAGAGCCGUGUAUACCCCUGCACAACGUCCCUGGAUCAGCGGCAGCAACUGCAGCAUCCACCAACCCACCUGCUCCCCGGUCUAUCCUACAUUUGAUGGCCUGUAUGCACCGCAAUCGUUCGCGCAAAGUCCUUCAGCAGGAUGUCUUGGAGGAUAUCCAAACUGAUCGCGAGCUGUUCAGAUUUAUGCGCAAGCAAUACAUACGACAUCGUGGCCGCUUCCGCAAUAUGCUAUCCCUAAAGAGCAUACAAGGUAUCUUCUUCAUCAAGUUCAAACUGCCAAUUGACGACUGGAUCCUACAGCAACUUCCAAAGCGCAUUUGUGGCAAGCUACAGGGACAGGUCGGACAGCCAGCUGAAGGCUGGGGCGUAUACUACCAAGAGGGUUGGGAUCGAGAUCUUAUCUCUGUCAUGAUCUUCACGGUGUUUCUGGUAGCGAGCGCGCUCUUUGGAGCCCUUUGGUCGGUAUUCAAGUUCGAUAUCCAAGGCGCAUUCGGGAUCUCCGCAUAUAUGGUGGCUGUGUGUGCUGCUUUGAUACCUCUGAUUGCUAUGGGGGUAGACAAGCCUCGUUGA
Messenger RNA from Macroventuria anomochaeta, 2320 nucleotides. RefSeq lists its product as uncharacterized. The transcript is spliced from 3 exons. The record is from RefSeq and is a predicted model, not a curated record. Lineage: Eukaryota; Fungi; Ascomycota; Dothideomycetes; Pleosporales; Didymellaceae. The coding region runs from base 209 to 2320 and encodes 703 amino acids.